GUUCUAAGUAACAUGCAUUUGAAAGGUUUUGUUUUGAUUUGAACAGCAAUAGAUAUUAAAAAUAUUAGUUUAUAAAUAUUUUUAUUCUAACUAAACGUGCACGUGCAGUUCUAACACAACGUUUUGAGUAAACAUGGACACUGAAAUUUCAAGUACGUCUAAAGAGCGCCCAAAACCAGCAAAUUGGACUCAUUUAAAAAGAUGUUUUCAGACCUUAGUAGACCGCAAACAACUAAAUCUAGAUACUGUUGUAUUAGAAUUAAUGUUAAAGAACGAAGUACUAAUAGAUCUAGAUAAACUAGACAAAGUUUUGGCCGUAGUUUUACCGCAUAUGCUCGUUUUCUACAUGAAAAACUGGCCAGGCUGGCAGAAGAGUCCAGAAUAUUACAGUGGUAAACUAAGUUUUAAGGACUGGUUUUUGAAAUUCAGACAGUACUUAAGUGUUAAGUUAAAUUAUUUGAUAAAGAACGGUUAUAGCGAAAUUAUGAAUCAGGAAGAUGAAGCUGAGGUAAACUCCACAGAAGAUAUAGUGCCCCCUACAGAAAUGGCUCCAUUUGUUAUCAACAUACAAGGAGCUCCAAAAUACUUGUCUACUCUGGUAUUUGACGUUAAAAAUAACGAUAUAACAAUACAUCGCCAUUUAGAACCUGAAUGGAAAGGCAUAUCACUAAGAGAAUUCGUGAAUUGGCCAUAUGUGGGGAUGGAAUUUAGAAGUAGCGAAUUUGCCUUUAAACGAUUUAACAGAAAUGAAUGUAGGAGAUGGUUAAAUCUGACUUCUUGUUCUAUGUCUAUCGGAGCAGUUAAAUUUAUAGAGGAAGCCAGGAUUAUUAAUAAAGAGACUAGUAGAUCAGUUCAUUCCCUAGAGAGGAUAUAUGCCUAUUCAAAACAAUUCAUUGAGGUGCUUAACAGCAAUAACUUGAAGGAUAAGAUCGACGCCAACACGUUAGAACUCAUAGAAGUCCUGCUUGAAGAAUUUCUUAAAGACAUCAAAGAAAUUGGCAUCAAUAAUACAUUCGCAACAAAUACUGUAGUAGUAUUUAAUAUUGGACAACAAGCUUAUAUAAGAAACAAGAAACUCGAAAAUAAACAAGCUAACCCAAACAAACAAGUCGGUCUAUGCGAGGUGCUGAUACCCAAAAUGGAAAUCCAGAUGAACUAUUUCUCGGCACUCGAGGACACCACCACAGCACAUACGUCUUUCUGUCAUCUCAACGAAGUGAACAGAUUAGUUACCGACAACGUUCCUUGCUGUACUACAUUUAUACCGAAGUUAAUCUAUAAAUGUCUAUUUUGCAACGUGCAAUUCGACAUGCCGCCGUCCUUAUUAAGUCAUUUUCAACAGCUCCACGGCAUGGAACCUCCUUUUUCGUGCAACAACUGCAAUAAGUCGUUUACUAUUCCUGAAUUGGCUAGAUCUCGAUGGUGUCAUGAAUGCAAGAAAUAAAAUUGAUACGUACACAGACUACAAUCAACCCUAUUCUGUAAAUAAUUGAUGGAUUCGACCGUUAACUUUUCUGUAAUUUUUGGAUUCUGUAACGUUUAACAAAUCGAAUAGAAAUGACCAAGUUGAAUCGUAAUUACCCGAAAUGGUCAUGUUGAAUAUAUAUCGCGUCGUUUUCGUGUUUGGAUUGGCAUUCCGUAACUCACAUCGUAAUUAGUGUAAAUUGAAAACGCCAACUUCUAUUUGACGCGCUCAGGAGGAAGUAACAACACCGCACUGCUAAGUGAAAUAACUGUUCUGUGUGAAGAAUUCAUCAAAAAAGAAGAAAUAUUGGUUUGUUUACGUUAAGUUUGACGAAUUCAACACAAGAACGAAUAAAAAAUGGCAAGUGGAACACCGAUCGGGAACACGAACACCAAUGAGAAAACAUCGGCUGACCAUUUAAAUAGGGAACUUGCAUAAAAUUUUAAGUUCGAAAAAAAUGUUAUAAAUCACAACAGAACAUAAUUUAGAACCUGUAUCAAAGAUAAAAAAGUUUUGUUUGUUUUUCGUUUGGCCCCUAAAGACGACUAAAAAUUCAACUUAUACCUAGACCUCGAUUUUUGACCCUUCGCUUUGUUAUCGAUCAUUCGCUAUCUGUACACUAAACAGAUACGAAACGAAUACGUUCGAUAACGAAGCGAAGGGUCAAAAAUCGAGGUCCAGCCACCUUAAAACGCGUCGUGACGUCACGCCGUUGUAUGUUUACAUUCUACACCAAUUGUAUAUAUAAUUUUAAAUUAGACAUUAUAAACGUCAGUAAAAAUACAGUUAUGUGACGUUAAAAGUGUUUUUGAUCGUUUGAACCAUUCAUAGAAAAUUUGUACUUUUACAAAAUGGUUUUAUUUUCAAUAGUAAACCUUCUUUCCUUUCCUUCAAAAACUGUAUCAAAUUCCAAUCUCAACAAACUGGUAUAUAUUAUUACAACGACAUACGAUAAAUGUAAUUAGAAUAUAAAUAUUUUUCCUUUAUUCCCCGACGACGAGCUGGCCAAAUACCCAAGUAGGUGGAGGCCAAUAAACUAAAGAAGGAGAAGAAGAAUAUACCUAAAUAUAACGCUGUGUCUAGGUACACGCUAACGUGUACGCAAAUAAAAGAAGAGUGUCAGAGUGUUGGAAUUUGUUUAAUCGCGUUGUGUUUACUCUAUAAUUUUAAUAUUGAUUAGUAAAGACAUUUCUUAUUUUUUAUUUGUUUAGUUUUUGUUUUUAAAUUAACUAUGCAGUGUGGACAAUUAUUUAGUUGUUUUAAUGAGUUUAACAACAUUUUAAAACAGUAUGAAAAAGUUAAGAGACUAUAAAUUAAUAUAUAUUUUUUUAGUUAUAAGUGAAAUAGUAUUACCGUCCAAAAUUAAAAUAAAAGGAAGACCUAAAGCUUUUACAAUAAUAAUUAACUUGUUCUGAAGCUAUUUCCUUGUGGCAUUUUGUAAUCAAUUAUUCUAAAUGGGAACAAAGCCACAAUUUAACUAAAAAAACGAUUUUAUUAACGUUUCGAUGUCUAAAUCAGACGUCGUUGUCAAAAUACAAAAUAUUAUUAAAUUAAACAAAAAUGUUGCUUAGUAAAAAUUUUUUUCUAAUAAUUUAUUUAAUCUGAAUAAUUUUUGUAUUUUGACAGUGACAUCCGAUUUGGACGUAGAAACGUUAAUAAAAUCAUUUUUUAGUUAAAUUGUGGCUUAUUUCCCAUUUAGAAUAGUUGAUUAUAAAGGCUGUAUGACACUAUGCAUUUUCUUGUAUCAUUUCUAAUAUCGUUUCUGAUAUGUCAAAAAAAUGUAUAGUGUCAUACACAGAUACAAGAAACGAUAUCAGAAACGAUACAAGAAUUUGUGUCAGGCACAGAUUCUUGUACAAUAACUGCGCCAAUUUCUGCGCAAAGAGCAAAAACGUAAAACCUGCUGGUAAAACUUCUAAAUGUCAUAAUGGCGGCUGAAAAUGAGAUCAUAUGAUUUAUGUCUUGAUGAAUUUAUUUGUGUUUUAUAGGUAUUAUUUAUAAAUAUUUUAUUGAUACUUAAUAUACCGUUUGGUAUGGACUACUGUUCUACUAAUAACCAUAUAUUUAGAAUAACUUUGGGUUUCAUAUUGCAUAAUUUUUUAAUAGAGGAAAAUACAAUAGUUCCAAUUUGGAUCAAACUGAAGAUAAUUAUAAUGCAAAUAUUUUAGCACAAAUAUCAAAACAAAAUAAAAAACACAAAUAAUCAACAGUCAACGUAAAAAUUCUAGUUAUUAUAACAUUAAAAUAUUUGUUUUUAAAAGUUUAUAAAUUUUAUAAAAUCCUUAAAAUCAGCUGUAGACGCAGUACUACCAUACCAAUGUAACGUGACAGGGCGACAAACAAAAUUUCGACCAAUCACGUGCCGAAUUUCAUACAGUUUUCGAUACAAGAACUUGCAUAGUGUCAUACAGGGCACAAAUGUACGUACAAGAAAUGAUACAAGAAAAUGUAUACAAGAAACGAUAUCAGAAACGAUAUUAGAAAUGAUACAAGAAAAUGCAUAGUGUCAUACAGCCAUAAUAAUUACCUUACGUAUAAAAAUUAUUUUAACAAUAUUUUGUACGUGUCAUGUCAACUAAAUACAUAUAUUUAUUUUGCUAACCUAAAUAUAUACUUUUAUAUAUACAUUGAUUUAUUACAAUUAAGUUUGAAAUAUCUGAAUAGUUCUGCUUCCCUUCCCUUAACAAAUAUUUUUCUAUCAAACAAACACUAAACAUAUCAAAAUAGCAUGUACCAAAAUAUACAGUCACUGGCUUGAUGAAGUUUAAUUCGCGUGUACCUAACUUUUUUAUUUGCGUACACGUUAGCGUGUACCUAGACACAGCGAAAUAUAACCAUAAUAAUAACUAAUGUAAAACUAUGUGACGCCACGGGUCGUUUGAACUAUUUUAUACCGCAGAACACUUUAAAUAUGUAUUUCUAAGUUAUUACGAGUUUUUGAAGCGUGAAAUUUUGAAAAUCUCAUUUUCAAACAAAACUGAACAUUAUUAUGUAAUAAAAAAAUGUGCAAGUUUCUUAUUACAUAGUAGACUUUAUCUCUGAACAUAAAAUAUUGCACGGGAAAAGUAAGUUUUUUCCCUAAGAAAAAUUUUUGUUUUUCGUCUGAAACACACUAGAUACGUUGAAAUCGCUAAAUACCAGUAAAUUAAAUUGAGUAGCAAUUUUUAAAAUGUUUAAUGAUUUCUAUUAUCCUUGAUGGUGUAUAAUUAUUGGUAUAUAAAAUUAAAUAUGCAUACAAUCUAAAUAAAUAACAAUACAGACUAAAAUCACUGAUUAACAAGAAAUAAACGUCAAAACAACAAUAAUAAUUCUACUGCGCAAUCGUCAAGACCAAUUACGAUGUCGACAUGUGAUCUCGACAGGGCUUGUGUAGUCGAAAUCAAUUUCUACCCAACGUUCCGAUAGUAGAGGUCGAGAUGAGUUACAGAAUACCAAUUCCUACAAAUUCCGAUCCGACAUGCUGACCUCUAUUCGAUCUGUAGUUACAGAAUAAGCAUGGUAGACUAAGAUAUAAGAAUUCUCAAUUAAAAUCCAUAAGGAAAAAUUUUCCUGUAGCCUGUAUAUUAUUAAUUACAAAAAUUGAAGAAAAAGAUCUUCUGUAUAAAAGGUACAGCUGGUUCCUAAAAAAAAACUGAUACGACUCUUAAAGCGUAUUUUGUAGAAAAUUGAGCAGUGUAUUUUGAAGGAUAAAUACUUAUUAUUUACAUACUGUCACUGUCACUGCCAAAUCUUAAAAUUUGUCAAAUAACUUAUUCUGUUCAACCUCAAAAAUGACUCCACAUGCUAGCAAAGAACUGAAAGCAAGUAUUGUAACGAAAUUAGAAGAUGGUUGGUCACAAUCUGCGUAGCGAACCAAUUUAACGUAAGCAGAACAGUUUUUAAUAUUAAUUAAAAGAUGGAGAGAACAAGAACUCUCGAAAGAAAGCAAGGUUCUGGGAGACCAAAAAUAUCUACCUACCCCUCAUGAAACGCUUUUGGAGAGAUUAGAAGAGAAAUUUUGAAGAUGCGAAAACUGUAAGAAUUCAAAAUAAUAUCAAUAUUUAGACCUUAAUAAUUAUGACAAUUUUUAUGAAUUAACAUAUGUAUUAUAGGUAAUCAGUUGUUUAUUUUAUUAUUUGUCUGUCAUAAUAAAUAUAAUAUAAUGUCAAACCAAUCAAAUACACUGCUCAAAAUGAUCAAAUCUUACUAAGAGUCGUAUCCGUUUUUUUAGGAACCAGCUGUAUGUUAGUUCGAAAACCCCAAUAAAGAGCUACAUUAAAAUACAGAACAUUUUCGCUCUAAAAAGGGCAUCAUCAGUGUUCUAAGCAAGCUCUACAUGCUAAGCUACCAAAAAUACAUGGUUUAAAACCCAUGUAUCCCAGGUUCAGUUGGCUUUCACCUUUCUCUUUAUGAAGACAGAGAAAUCAACUCAACCACCCACAUGCUUGUGGUAUAGUCAUAUGGUGCCUUGAGGUAUACCUUUUAAAUUUCACCCAUCGCCAGGGUUUAAUAAAUAAUAUGCCAAUGUAAGACCUUUGGUCGGCAUUUUAAGGGUUUUAACCCAUGUAUUUUUGGUGGCUUAGCAUAUAGAGCUUGCUUAGAACACUGAUGAUGCUCUCUUUAGAGCGAAAAUGUUCCGUAUUUUAAUGUAGCCCUUUAUUGGAGUUUUCGAACUAAUAUACCUUUUAUACAGAAGAUCUUUUUCUUCAAUUUUUUUUAAUUCUCAAUUACACUGCUGAAAAAAAACCGCUUGAAUUUUUUGUAUUACCUUCAACUGGUACAGAUAAUAUCGCAAAUAUAAUAUAGAUAAAGUGUUCAAGUUGAAGGUAAACAAGCUGAAUUUUGCAGAGAAUGUCUAAUUUUAAACUGUGGCAUAGCCACCUUUACUUUACAAGCCAUGAAGAGAAAAAGGCAACGUCGCAAUUGAUGAUGUCGGUAGUCCGCCUCUCGGACUACCGCUUUCGAAACCAAAAUUUUAAAGAACAAAUUCUGGUAAAAUUUAUAGUAUUUUUUGAGUCGAACAGGAAAAUAUAUUAACUAGAAGUUUGUACAAAAUAAAAUUAAAAGUAAUUCCUUGUAACUAACGUUUAUUAUACAAAAAAAACCAAUGACAAGAAUACGUGUAAAAUACUUUCUUUUAAAUAAAUAAUAUCUUAUUUUAAAUUAUAUCUAACAACCGUCGAUUCUCCAUUAUGAAAUUCUAUUUUGUGACGUCAGCAAAAUAGAAUUCUAUUUUGCGUGCUCUGGGCUCAGGGGUAUUACCAAGCCAUUAAAUAUAAGACAUUUUCUGACACUCAUGGCAAUUAUUAAGUUAAUGAUUAGACUGAAGUUUUAUUUGUAUAUAGUUAAGCUUUUGGAUAUAUCUACUGAAUUUUUAUUUGUACAUUAUAAAAAAAACGUUUUUUUGUGAUUUUUAAUAAUAAAUAAGUUUUGCAAUA
This is a messenger RNA of Diabrotica virgifera virgifera (western corn rootworm), 6882 nucleotides long. RefSeq lists its product as uncharacterized. NCBI's taxonomy places the organism in Eukaryota, Metazoa, Arthropoda, Insecta, Coleoptera, Chrysomelidae. The transcript has 4 exons. Bases 134 to 1444 code for a protein of 436 amino acids. The record is from RefSeq and is a predicted model, not a curated record.